CAUUAAAAAAUGUUUAUUUAGCAUUUUUUUUUAUGAUAAUCACCACUAUUUUCAUAUCAAUAUUCAUUGAAAUAUUGCCUCCACAAAAGCAUUCAUGGCUGUCAAUGUAAUUGAUGAUGAGCUUGUCUGAUAAAACAGGCAGCUUGUCUUACAGCAGCGAAGAUAAAUUCGUUAAGUUGGUCGUUGACUUUCAACUUUAAAUAGGGCCGGGUUUCAUAAGACGGGAGUUUUCACUUUCUUCACUCUCUUUUACAAUUUUUAUCGCAGUUUUCUUCGAUAUACCCACCAUUUCACUCGCCUUUUUCGCACAGUCUUCAAGUGACCCAACUCUGUCCUCGGGCCAUGUGCGCUGGAUAUACUUAUAACAGUUCAGUACGAUGUUCUUCUCCGACACACUCAUGUAUUUUUUUGCAUGUUUUUAGAAAGUUUUUUCGGUGGGGAAAGAGGAACAUUAUUUUUCUCCUGAGAGGGCUCUGUGUUAAGUUCCAUUUCAAUCGCGUAGUAAAUGCAAAUCUCAAGUACAAAACGCCAAUUUAACACAAGAAUAAAAAUCACCACAGAGCGAGUGUAAAAAAGACGUCGCUCUACAAAUUCAUAGUGCUAUACCGUUCACCCUUGUCCUGAUAGUCUUUGCUCCAUCUAAUCUUGUAGCCAGCACGGGAAGCAUGGUCGCGCGAUAGACGAUAAAAUAGCAGGCCGUCCCUAUCGCACUAUUUGUAAGUUCCCCGUGCAGGCCAAGAUAAAAUGAAAAAAAAAAAAUGCUUGUAGACACACAACGUCAAAGAGGUUAGGCAGUAUGGCUUAGAGCUUUAGCCUGUCCAAACUCCAAAUGGACGAAGGAAAAAAAAACAACGUCAAAGAAAUGUCAAAAUUGUCAAUACAAUAAUUUUGAUUUUGAGGUUAGAGAAGUUGUUCGUAACUUCGUACUUCGUUGUUCAUUAAAAGAAGAAUACAGAAAAGAAAAUGUUGUGUCCAGAAAUCUAUAAUUUCCCUUAUCCAAAAAUUAUAUCUUCAUCCAAGAGACAUGAAAAUUUUGAAGCAGCAUUCAGCACCAUUCGAUUAAACACUUUUUACAAAAGUUUAAUUGUGACAUGCCCUGAUGAGAUGCAUACUCCAAACUCUAUAGAAGAAGCGAUUACGGAAGAUACGGAAUAUUAUAAAGUCAGCAAAUGUUCACUAACAUUGUUUACAAAGGUGGAUUUCAUUGAAAAUUUUGUAAAGAAAGGAAGCUUAAAUUGCAUGAGUGUAGUGAGGAACUGUGUUGUGGAAAAUUGUGCCGCUAUCACACCAGACGGAACACUAACUUUACAUGUGUUAGAUUUUAUUUACCAGCAAUUAGGCUUAGAAGGUAAAAAACGUCCUCAUAACUUUUACGAAGUAAAAAUAGACCUAGGCAAACUAAAACAUGACACCAAAAUUGCAAGUAGCCUUAGUAAGCUUGAAACAUUCGACUUUUUCGUGUCAUGGGAGCCAUAUAGUGAAGACAUAUGCCCAUCGUCAAUAGCAAAGUAUUUUUACGAUAAUGAUAUAAACAUAGCUGUAUGCCCUGUAAAGAUUGACCAUGUGUCUCCGUCAGUGGAAGAAAUACCUGCUUUAGAUGCAGAGCUAUAUGAGAUGUCAGAAUGGAUUGGUAUGCUCGCACACAAAGCUGACACGAAUCCUACGGAGACUUACAUUAGUUCAUACAGCUCGCCAGAAAGUGAAAACGCUAUGAAAUCUUCAAGAAUAGCCCUUGUUAUUGCUAAAGGUUUUUUUAGUCCGGCCACUGUGGAGCGACUUUGCAGGAAAGUCGAGGAGUAUGUAAAGGGCAGAGAAACAGAGCAGUAUUGGGCGUCAGUGAGUGUGCAGAGCUUUGAAAACUGCUUGUGGCAGUGGAGUCGGGGCAGCCCUAGGAUGUUCCAAGCUCAUGAUUCUUCCUGCAACUUGUUCUUUAGUCAUACCGGGGUUGCAGAGUACAGUGUAGGUCAAAUAAAAUAUUCAUAGCACCUG
Leguminivora glycinivorella is the source of this 1989-nucleotide messenger RNA. Its product is annotated as ribonuclease P protein subunit p40-like. Gene Ontology annotation, biological process: endonucleolytic cleavage in ITS1 to separate SSU-rRNA from 5.8S rRNA and LSU-rRNA from tricistronic rRNA transcript (SSU-rRNA, 5.8S rRNA, LSU-rRNA); tRNA 5'-leader removal; tRNA 3'-end processing. The coding region runs from base 964 to 1983 and encodes 339 amino acids. Gene Ontology annotation, molecular function: ribonuclease MRP activity; ribonuclease P activity. The record is from RefSeq and is a predicted model, not a curated record. The transcript has a single exon. Lineage: Eukaryota; Metazoa; Arthropoda; Insecta; Lepidoptera; Tortricidae. Gene Ontology annotation, cellular component: ribonuclease MRP complex; multimeric ribonuclease P complex.